UUGAUCAUUGUAAUUGAAAACUUGUGAUUGUGAACGAUUUGUGAAUCUUGAAUACUAUCCUUGAUGAUAAUGUAAAAUUGUUUCGUAGUAUAUGAAAACUAAUUACUUUUUGUCACAGAAAUUAUCAUCGAUCGUUCAAAUACAAAUCAAAAUAUGAAUCAAAUAUCCUCAAUUAUUCUUAUCAUUUGUUCAUUUGCUUCUAUAUCACAUGCAGUUAACUCCGUUGAAGAAGAUAUUAGCAACGGAAGAUAUGUUAUUGAGGGUCGCGUCGUGCCGCCUGAAGAACAGGAACAAAAGAAUUGGCAAACACAAACACGGAUUCAUGUAAACGGCGGAGAGUACAUCGGGUUCAUCAAAGAAGAUGGAUCAUUUACAAUCCACAACGUUCCUACAGGAUCUUACGUGGUGGAAGUUGUUAACCCGGACUAUAUGUACGAUCCGGUACGCGUGGAAAUAAACUCUAAAGGAAAAUAUCGCGCUAGAAGAGUGAAUUACAUUCAGACAUCGCAAGUUAUCCAAGUGCCUUAUCCACUUAGAAUGAAAGCCUUGACUCGUUUCAGAUAUUUCCAAAUACGCGAACAAUGGAGGUUAACCGACUUCUUGUUCAACCCUAUGGUUAUUAUGAUGGUAUUACCACUUCUUCUUAUCAUGGUGUUGCCAAAAAUGAUGAACGAUCCUGAAACUAAAGACGAAUUGAAACAGAUCACAAAUUUGGCCAAGAUGUCGGAAAUUCCUGAAAUGUCUGAAGUAUUUACAAACUUGUUCAGUGGGGGCACUACUACGAAAUCGUCCACAUCCAAAGCUAAGCAAAUUAAGAAGCGACAAUGAUGUUUGUUAUAAUUGUACUGUAGGUUAUAGUAAUCCUCUUGUUUUCUAGACAUUAUGUUCAACAUUAAAUUAUUAUCUAAUUUA
Messenger RNA from Papilio polytes (common Mormon), 912 nucleotides. RefSeq names its product ER membrane protein complex subunit 7 (gene EMC7). Lineage: Eukaryota; Metazoa; Arthropoda; Insecta; Lepidoptera; Papilionidae. The record is from RefSeq and is a predicted model, not a curated record. The coding region runs from base 154 to 828 and encodes 224 amino acids. Gene Ontology annotation, cellular component: EMC complex. Gene Ontology annotation, molecular function: carbohydrate binding. The transcript has a single exon.